UGAAGAUGCCGAUGCAUAUUUUUUAGGUUUCAUUUUCUCAUCAAAUUAUCAGAAGGUUUUUCCUUUUCAUUUCAUUUCUAUUUAAUUUGUCUUUUCUUUGUGAUUUUAGCGGCAGCUUCUUUACCCUAGACAAUUUAUUUUAUUGUUUAGCACGUUUGUGAUGUCAUCCGUGUUUAGGUUACUAUAUUACAAGAUUUUAUUUGAAUCAAAAGAAUUUGCAGUUUUAACUCUAAAUACAAGAUUGUAUUAGAAAACUUCCAUCGUUGGAACAAUAAAGAUGUAUGCCAAUAUAGAGACAAUGUUAAUGGUAAUGUGCAUUUCAAUUAUCAUGCACGGUGUGUAAAUAGGAGUGCAGGAUAAACGUGCUGUUUGGAGGAGAAUGACUGCAGACUGCGCUUAAAUGCAGAAGGUCUUGGUUUUGAUUUAGGAGCCUUUGUAACCUGAAUUAGUUGAUGAAUUUUCUAUCGAUCCUAAACAAGCCCAGAUUCAUCUCUGACACGCUGAUCACGCCACCUCCAUAUUCUUUCACUGUUAUUAGCGAGUGCAUUUAAGAGCUUGCCCAGAGCCAUCCGCUUACACUUUCCACUGGUACGGCUUUUCAUGAGGACUGCCUACAAUUUAGGAGCGUUUAAGUUCAAAACAUUUAAACUAUGCUUUAGAACGAAGUAUCAAUGUGCUCAUUACAACGAGGACCUGAAAGGGAAAGGGGUGGGGGAGCCGUUUACGCUCGGAAGUCCUUUGGUUUAUAAGAAGUCCGGUCUGCCUUUUCGACCCGUGGCCAUUCGCUUAUGAAUGUUGUGAUUCUCUCAGCACUUUAUUAAGCCCAUACCAACGCAUAAAAAUGAAACAUUUGUCUGUCCCGAUCUGCACGUUGACGUUGAGCGCCGUCUGAACUGCCUAUUCGCAUUUCCUUAUCCGGGAAUCGCGAGGAUCCACGCCAUUGGCUACUCAUGUCACAUGGACUCUUAACUUUGUUCACUUGACAGAAAGUAGGAGGGUUCUACGAAACAGGAAAACGAGUAAAGGGAUAGAUAUAAAUUUUAGUAUAUUUUGUGUGCAAUUCAAAGAAAUUAAUGGCCAUGAGUUCCUAUUUGAUCAACUCCAACUAUGUGGACCCCAAGUUUCCACCCUGCGAGGAAUACUCCCAGAGCGACUACCUACCCAGUCACUCGCCGGACUACUAUAGCGCCCAGAGGCAAGAACCAUCGUUCCAACAUGAGUCGAUCUACCACCAGCGGUCGGGCUGCGCCGACCCACCCUACUCGUCGUGCCAGGGUACAGGGCAGCCUGCCGCGGUGAUGUCUCCUCGGGGUCACGUACUAAGCCCGGCUGCACUCUCGACCCCUCUACCAGAACCAAGCCAUCACUGCGACUCGGUAACUCCGAGCCCUCCGCCCGCUUGCGGUCAGACUCCCAUCAACCAAAGCACUCCUUCGGCCACUUCACGAAAGGAUCCCGUGGUUUACCCCUGGAUGAAAAAAGUCCACGUAAACAUCGUGAGCCCGAACUAUUCGGGGGGAGAGCCCAAGCGCUCACGCACAGCUUACACGCGACAGCAAGUUCUCGAGCUGGAGAAAGAGUUUCACUACAAUCGCUAUCUUACUCGCAGGCGAAGGGUGGAGAUUGCCCACACCCUUUGCCUUUCCGAACGACAGAUAAAGAUCUGGUUCCAGAACCGGCGUAUGAAGUGGAAGAAAGACCACAAGCUGCCCAACACGAAGAUACGUUCCAGCAACUCUACCACCUCGAAUUCAAGUGGCGGACCGUUGGGCAGUAAUCAAACCCGAGCUAGCGGACCUCCACCGAGUCUAUAGCUUCCUUGCACUUACAAAUACGCACAUUUUUAAAACCUCAGUUUCAGGAGUGAAGCCCGAGAUUUUCAGCCACACUGUCUCAUACUAUCUCCCCCUCAACGUUCUUAAAGACAGAUAUAUAACAUGAGGCGAGAUGAUGAGAAGGUGGGAAAGAGAAAAGAAAAUGUCUUUUUAACACAAAUGGGGUGAAGACUCGAACUGAAACAUUUCCACAGAUGGGCCCUCUCCUAGUCCAGUUCUCAUUUUUAUCCUAUGCUCCUUUCCUUCUCCUGUUCCCUCACCCCGUCAAUAACAGAAGGCAGCAGAUAGUUUUCAGAUUUGGCGAAGAUGGAUCCGUGUUUCAUCUUUAAUCAUGCCAAACUCGGCCCCAUUUGUCAUGUUUACUCUGUGGUACAAAGGAUGAACCGUAGGCCUGCCCAUUACCUCGACGUCUAGCGUUGUGCUUAAUAAAUGAGUCGCCUUAUUUUGUCAAGAGCCAUUUUCUAACUCCCUUUUCUUUGCUGACUUACAACCUACAAAACUAGCUGGACGUUACUCUCGUAAUAUGAAGUUUUUUCUUUUAACGUUAAUCUCACAUUUAAUGUUUUAAUUUGUCAUUGGGACUGAUAAAGAUUGUGUCAGGUUUUGUUGUUUAUUAGACAUUCGGGGACUUCGACUCUUUUUGAUGUCUGAUUGUUUAGCGCAUUUCAAAUUGAGGAUAGGAAAAUCAGGCGCACUGUAACAUAUCUAGUUUAGGCGUCAUUCAAAUUCAGUGGAAGGUUAGAGCAGUUUAAUUAAGCUGGGAAUAUACGUAACCAAAACGGAUACAAUGCAAAGCAUUUUAAAGAGAGCACUGCUAAGUACUAUAUGAAUUACCUCAGUUGCAAUUUUGUUGAUGUUUUUGUUGUCUAGUUUUAUGAAGUGAUAAGUUUGAACUCAUUUGAUUGAAAUGCAUAUAUCUUCAAAAAUAUCUGCAUUUGUUUGUACGUUGCAAUGUAAUUUAAAACUAUAUGUGGCCAGGGUUGUAUAGAGAAAAGUGCGUAUAUUGCAUGAAUGAAUACACUUUAUUUUUCGUUUUUCCCGUUUCUUCGUCUUUACGUUUUUGUGUGUCUCACAUAAGUAUAUGCACAAGCUAUUUCUUUCUUUCUUUCUUUCUGUCAGUCUGUCUAUCUUUCCGUCCUGUCUUUCUCACCUGUGCCAUGUGUGGGUAUUUUAAUUUUUAUAAGCUACAUUUUACAUUCCAAAGAUCCGUCUUCCCUGUAAUAAUGUAUUUUCCCUUCGUUAUUAUUUGUAUGUCGCCCCCUUUCUGCUUAGGCUAUGCCUUCCACUGUCUCUUUGUUAUUUGUAAAUAGCUAUAGAAAUUUAAUAAAUCACAAAAAUCUGUCUU
This is a messenger RNA of Electrophorus electricus (electric eel), 3180 nucleotides long. It is a transcript of the gene hoxb4a, whose product is annotated as homeobox B4a. NCBI's taxonomy places the organism in Eukaryota, Metazoa, Chordata, Actinopteri, Gymnotiformes, Gymnotidae. Gene Ontology annotation, biological process: embryonic skeletal system morphogenesis; anterior/posterior pattern specification; positive regulation of transcription by RNA polymerase II. Gene Ontology annotation, molecular function: RNA polymerase II cis-regulatory region sequence-specific DNA binding; DNA-binding transcription factor activity, RNA polymerase II-specific. Gene Ontology annotation, cellular component: nucleoplasm; nucleus. The record is from RefSeq and is a predicted model, not a curated record.